Neospora caninum is the source of this 486-nucleotide messenger RNA. RefSeq lists its product as hypothetical. Gene Ontology annotation, cellular component: ribosome; cytosolic small ribosomal subunit. Gene Ontology annotation, molecular function: structural constituent of ribosome. Gene Ontology annotation, biological process: translation. The record is from RefSeq and is a predicted model, not a curated record. NCBI's taxonomy places the organism in Eukaryota, Apicomplexa, Conoidasida, Eucoccidiorida, Sarcocystidae. Bases 1 to 486 code for a protein of 161 amino acids. The transcript is spliced from 4 exons.
AUGGCGACUGCGGACGUCCAGACCGAGAGAGCCUUCCAGAAGCAGGAUGGCGUCUCCUCCCUUGGCCGCGUGCACCUCACUGGCCAGAAGAAGAGGACUCAGCGCUACUGGAAGGAUGUGGGCUUGGGAUUCCAAACUCCCCGCCUGGCGAAGGAGUCCAAGUACGUCGACAAGAAGUGCCCGUUCACCGGCAACGUCAGCAUCCGCGGGCGAGUGAUCAAGGGUAUGGUUGUGAGCACCAAGAUGAAGCGCGCCGUGGUGAUCCGCAGAAACUACCUCCACUUUGUUCCCAAAUACAGCAGAUUCGAGAAGCGCCACAAGAACGUCACCUGUCACUUGUCCCCCUGCUUCGAGCAGGUCAAGGAAGGAGACAUCGUCACCGCUGGCCAGUGCAGACCUCUUUCCAAGACCAUCCGCUUCAACGUGUUGAAGGUGGAGAAGAACCAGGUCUUCGGAAACGUGCGCAAGCAGUUCCGUCUUUUCUGA